AGAAUAAACAAGCGCUAAAAACUACAACAACGACAUAGGCACAAAAAGAAAUACCCUAAAGUGCCGACAUUUACAUAUACAUAUGUAUGUUGGUGUGUACAUACAUAUGUAGCUACACAACACACACAUACGUAUUAUUAUCGCACAACGUAUUAAAUUCGGGAAUAAAUAAAAGAAGUCGGGUCGUCUUUUGCCGGUUUAAUAACGGUUGAUGGUUUCGAAUGGUUAAGUUUGUGAAUACUUACUCGUAACAAUGCAUUGGUCUUAAAAACUGAGGACUGAAAAGUCGGAGACAGUUACACUUGCAUACAUGUUAUACAUAUGUAUGUAUGCACACAUGCCUAUGUAUAAAAUACAUACAUAUGUAAGUACCUUAAAGUGGACAGUAACAAUAACUAUAAUAGAAUAUGCUGAGAUUGGAACUGUUAAGUGAUUGUGGCUGCUGAUUGUUAAAGAAUUUGGUGAGUAUAAACACAUAUGUACAUAGCUGAUAUUUCCCGGCCUUACCUUGCCUAAAAUUUCGGAUAUCAAUUUUCCCCAACCAUUUUCCGCCUGUUGAAUUCCACGUAGAAUUUUAUAAUUUACAUACAUAGAUAUUUAAAAAUGACUUCCAUCGAAUGAAGAAUCAAAAGUUCGGUUCUAAACCUCUUUCGAAAAUCGACAUAAAGGCUUAAGAAAUGGCAUUUUCUCGAUUUUUGAAAUUCCAACUCCAACUCCAACCCUUAUAAGGUAUUUAUGAUGAGAAUAUCGAUAUUAUUUGCCAAUAUACAAUAGAUAUAUUUUGUACUUAUUGGAUUCAAGGUCAACGCACCGGACACGCAUCCGACAAAAGGCAAAGGGCAAAAAGAAAAUAUACAUAUGUAUAUAGUUUGUGUAUGGGUCAGAGAUGACAUCCUCACCCCUUAAUAUAUAUUGGAUAACUUUCGGAUACCAUGUUUUCCAAUUUAUAGGUAUGAAUACAUCACCAUUUGCAUCUAAAAACAAUAAUACUAUGGCUUCGCUUGAAGCAGCUACAAAGUUAACCAAAGAUCGAAGAGUUCAUCAAUUAGCCAAAUUGUAUGGCUGUUCGACAUCCAUCGAUCGUUUAAUGUCCAUCGAUGACUCUGUUUCGGACCCCGAUUUCCCCAAUUCAUCUGCGAAAAUACCUUUCCAUAACGCGUGCUGCCAUUGCAGUAAUCCCAGACGAAUAGAGAUGAAAUCCAGGAGCUGGCGUUACCGUUUCCUACUCGCCCGAUAUGCGACUACAGUUCUAUUCUCGAUGGUCAUUCUCUUGGCAUCUGCCCAGGAGGUAAACAACAAUAAAAAAGCAUCGAGAGGUGAUGCCCUUACACUGAACGAAAGCAGUCCUUUGAGUUCGUCGUCGAGUUCGUCGUCUGACGCAACCGUUCCUAAUGAAAACACCAUCGUAUCAGAGCCCGAUCCCGAGCCAGAGCCGGAAAGCGCUAACCAAACGCUCGGCACCACAACUAUUCCAAACAAAGCUCAGAGCCGACGAACCAACAAGGGACUAGAUAUGCCAGCCGGUCUGCUUUCUUCUGGGGGGACGCAAGGCUUUAGCAUGAUCAGGAAUAGUUUGAUAAGCGGGGAUACUGUGCUGCAGCGUCAAUUAAGGGAGAAGGCCAAACAGGAUAGUUUGGAAUCAAUUAAGAUGCACAUUCUGAUGCGUUUAAAUUUGAAAAAACUACCGAAUAUAACAAAGCCAGUUUCGGUACCACAAACUAUAUUGGAAAAAUUCUAUAAAAACUACAACGCAUCGCUUUCAAAUUCGUUGCGGGAUCAUAACAAUAAACCAGAUUCAGCAAGUACUUCCCGAACGGGUCUAUAUGUGCCUGAGGAAAUUGUGACGGAUUCUUCGGAGACUACGUCAAAUGUUACGAAAAACAUUUACAAUUCGCAGCAUACAUCAGCAAAGCAUUCAUCCUCCAACCAGAACCAGAACUCGUCCCCAGAAAUGCAGUCUGACGAUCCCAAUAAUUUUAAGGAAUUUCAAUUUAUUUACAAUCUGGGAUUUGAUGAUCAUCAAAAUCAUAAAUCCACUGACUCCAGAAGCAACGAUGACGAUGAUAAUUCUGAUGAUGAUGAUGAUGUUGAAUAUGAAAGCAUUCUUUCUCACAUAAGCAGCAUUUAUAUAUUUCCAGAACAGCCUCACGUGCGACAUAACCGCAAAUCAGAUCUUCUUCGUUUCAAGUUCAAUACUGGAUACUCGGACAUAUCUCACGUAACACUUCACUUAUAUUUGCGAGGCUUGGAAUGGAUAAGUGCCCAUCAGCCGAAGAUCAUUGAAGAGAUUGCCAAUUAUCAGAACAAGGACAUUGUCGUGGCUCUGCAUCGGGCCAUACGUCGUUCAAAUAGCACGAGUUAUACACACAAGGCGAAAAUAUUUGAGUUCCGUCACAAAAUUCCAUCGGGUCUCGGUCAAUGGGUGAACGUGGAUCUCAAGCCCCUGUUCGGCACAGAAUAUACAAUUGGCCCGAAUCCAACUCAACUCCAAGAAAUUUUCAUAAAAGGCGUCGAGCCCUGGAUGAGGCCUUUGGUGGUAACGACAGACAGUACUUCAAAGAACCCAUUGACAGUUCACAUUGAAAUUGGCUCCCGGAAAAAACAUCGACGAAAACGGAGCGUUUACUUGGAUUGCAUUGAGAGCGAUCACGAGUUGCGCUGUUGCCGAUAUCCUCUAAAGGUCAACUUCACCAGCUUCGGAUGGCAUUUUGUGGUGGCGCCCGAUUCGUUUGAUGCAUACUUUUGCAGUGGCGAGUGCAGAGUUGGGUAUUUGGAGCAAUAUCCUCAUACCCAUUUGGCCGCUUUGACAACAUCGGCGACCCCGUGUUGUUCGCCAACCAAAAUGAGUUCCUUAAGCUUAUUGUAUUUUGAUGAGAGCCAUCACCUGGUGUUGAGUGUUAUACCAAAUAUGUCCGUUGAGGGAUGCAGCUGUUCCUGCGAUUAUGUUGUACUAAAGCUAAAUGGUAGCGAUAUUACAUCCUUGUCAAGUUAUGAAGCGGUUCAAAUGUUCCUUCAAGCUAAAGAAACCCUAGUAGUUGAAUUAUGCCGAAAGAAAAAUCCAAUAAGUCCGUCAAACUUAAACGAGGACAUCAAUUCUACGAUAGAUGGCGUUCAGGAGGCGGAUGAAAUCUGUUCAAAAACGAAAAGUGUUCAAAUAUCAGAUGCCAGCGCAACCAGUGACUCCUCCAAUCCUUUGCCACCGUCAGCUAAAAAUCAAAUCAUAUUAACCUUGCGCACAUUUCGAAAUGUUGAGCGUACCGAGCAGCCCCCCACUGUUGCUGAGCCCAUGGCAGUAUCAAAGGAGACACAAACAUGUGAAACUUUUGCUGAAGUAAAUAAAACUAAUAAAAGGAUUAUAGUGGGGCAUCGCGAUCAGAAUGAAGAUAUUGUCCAAACCAUCGAUCAUUUUAUCGAGCAAGAGCAUCAUCUCUUUGAGCAGUGUUUGGAACCAGAUAUCGACAUCGAGGAAGUAACGCUCGUUAAGAGAGACUCAACUAACGAUCAAAUAGGACUCAGCGUUUCCUGCAAUGGCUUCUAUAGUAACAGAGAUAACGAAGAAAGUAUUGUUAAGCCUGUGAUAUGCAACGAAAACAUUAACACAGACUUGAAGGCACCAACAGAUGAUGUGGAUUCCUGUGAGAAUGUUUUCAUAAGUGAUAUUCAACCAGAGAGUGUUGCCGGUAGGGAUGGUCGGCUGCGGCGUGGUGAUCAAAUUCUUCGCAUCAACGGCAUGGACAUCAAAAGUAAAAAACACGCUGAAACACGAAUGGCCGAGAAUAAUAUGGCUGUUACGUUGCUUGUCAGUCGACUCUUAUAUCCCGACGACGACGAUGAUGACGAGGAUGAGGAUGAUGACGAAGACGAAGAUAUGGAUAGUAACUUCGAAUAUGCUAACAGCUUCCUUUCUGAUUACACAAAUGUCGUUGACAAAUUAGACAAAGUUCUUUUAUCACAACGGCAGUCAAUAAAUGCCGUUAACAAUCUAAUAACUGAACCAUCUACAAAAUUAAACCAUCUAAUUAAAUUACCAGCAGCUGCCAACGGUUCGGAAGCAAAUAUAGAAAUGACUAAAAGUAAGAGUCAAACACAUACUACUUCCACGGACAUGAGCUUCAUUGAGAAGCCGAGAAUGGCGAGUCACCCACAGUUCGAGUUAGAUAGCAAUGCGAGCCAAGAAGUAGCAUUGAAACAAUUAGUAGAUAAAAUCCUGCCAAAUACAACGAAAACUGCCACUAUCACGAAAACUAAACAAUAUGAUUAUGACGACUGCGAGCAUAUUUAUGAAACUAUUCCCGAGGAUUCCGAAACUGAGCCACUUUACUGCUCACCAUAUCAAAGCUCAAACUAUAUGACCGCAAUGGGAUCUUGCUCAUCACCAAUGAUGCCCGAAGCAGAUGUUUUAGAAAUGCAACAGCAAACACAACGAGUUGCACAAUGGUUGGGUAUUAAGUCGCAGAUCAGUCCAAGAUCAGUACACACCCUGGCUGGCCGUCCAAGCUUGUACCAUAAACAGCAGCAGCAUCGAAUAUCAAAUCGUGUAUAUACACUGCGCAGUGCUAUAACAAAUACGAGUGGAUCAAGCAGUAGUGGGGCUGGAUAUAGUGCAUGCGGCCAUAAUAAUAUUGAAAACGAGAAUAAAAGCAUGAAUCAAGAAGAGGUUGACAACUCUUCAAGUGCCUAUAAUACAGGUGGCUCCAAUAACAGUGCUUCCCCUCGCCAAAACGCCUCAAAUCUAGACAAUGAAACUAUUGCUGCCACUGCUGCCAACAAUCCGAUAAUCGCCGCUAGCUCCUAUCAAUGCAAUACGCAACCCAUUUUAGUGCAAUCACAGUCAUCAAAAGAUUCUGUAUUAAAAACGCCCGUAACUAGCAUGCUUAUGCUGCCAUUCGGUAAGACUGGUCGCAUAUUAUGUUCCAACCCCACCCAAUAUAGUGGUCCUGGCGAAAAUACCACUCUCAAUAAAACAUCUACAGACGAGAUGAACCCUUUCGCACUCAACGCAUCAGCAGCAGCGCCAGCAAAAACGGACUCUAAAAUAAUGCGAUCCAAGCCCAAUCCAACAGAACAGCAAGAACAGCAAGGCCAAUGCCCUCAAUUCAAUGCGCCCAAUCUGAGCCGUUAUCACUUUGUUAGCAGUCAAGAGGUCGCCAAUAAGACACUUUCAGUACCAAAACCAAGUUCUAUUCUUGUCACAACGGAAAAUGCUUCAGAGGAUAUUCCUAUGGUAUGGAAAGUAAAGCGACGUCCAGAUGGAACUCGGUAUAUUGUAAAACGACCAGUACGUAACAACGUCAGCAUGGGAAUUCGGAAAAGCAUUCGCAACAAUGAAAUAACAACAACAGAGGAUGAUACAAUAUCAGAGGUUAAGAUCGGACGUUACUGGACUAAGGAAGAACGCAAACGACACAUAGAAAGAGCACGUGAACGGCGGCAUCAUCAACAAUUGCUUCAUCAACAACAGUUUCCAGCACAAUAACUAUUAGCUUUAGCUUUACAGAACCUUUAAUCUGUAGAAUAAAUUUACGUUAUAUUAUGCUAUAUGUAUACGUAUCCAAAAGCCAGGUUUCAAAAGCGUCAAAAUUAUAUAGUAAUAUCUAAACAUCUGACAGACUGUAGCUUGGAUAUUAUUAGUAUGCAUAAGUAGAUUAUUGAAAUUAAACCAAAAAUCCAAAUAAUGAAACAGUUUUAAAGCAUGAUGUACUUGACUUUUCAAAAGUCAUCGAGUAAAAAUCAAAAUAGUAUGACAAGCAUUAAUUCAUACCAGGGCGUUUAAUAUAAACACUAUUCUCCUACAUUUGUAUGUAUAUUAAUUGAUUUAUUAGUCACUACAGUAAAAUAUGUUGACAGUAAACUAGUUCUUAAACAUAUAUUAAAUUUUGUCAAGUGUUGAAGGAAUUAUUAAAGAGCGCUCCAUUUUAAUUGUAUUACAAACAAUUUAAACUUAAGAAACCGAUUCCUUUUCAACAUUAGUACACCCACACAUAGCUAUUACUGUAAUGUACACAAUAAUAUAAUAUUAUAUAUCUGAUAAUUCUUAAAAUACAAUUUUUGUAUAGUCCUUUUUACAAGUAUGGCUAUUUGUUAUACCCUUGCAGAGAGUAUUAAAAUUGCAUUACGAAAUAAAGAGAGCGAUAAAGUCGUAUCAUGUCGAUAUUGUCUAUUUUGGUGAUUUCUUAUGGUAUUUCGCUUUCAACAUACCCUUGUAAAGUGUAUUAUAAUUUUGCUCUCCCUUUUUUAGAUCAGCAUCAACAGCCGAUUUGAUUUUACCAUGUCGUUCUGCCCGUUUUUAUGCGAAAUAGUCUUUCUGUUGUAAGUAUUUCAUAUGUCGGAGCCGGAUCGGACCACUACAUCAUACAGCUGCUAUAGGAAAGAAAGAAAGUAAGUAAAAAAGA
This is a messenger RNA of Drosophila novamexicana, 6392 nucleotides long. RefSeq lists its product as uncharacterized. The transcript is spliced from 10 exons. Lineage: Eukaryota; Metazoa; Arthropoda; Insecta; Diptera; Drosophilidae. The coding region runs from base 887 to 5476 and encodes 1529 amino acids. Gene Ontology annotation, molecular function: growth factor activity. The record is from RefSeq and is a predicted model, not a curated record.